Messenger RNA from Eurypyga helias (sunbittern), 900 nucleotides. RefSeq names its product formin-binding protein 1-like. The transcript has 6 exons. Gene Ontology annotation, biological process: signal transduction. The annotation marks the transcript as partial. Lineage: Eukaryota; Metazoa; Chordata; Aves; Eurypygiformes; Eurypygidae. The record is from RefSeq and is a predicted model, not a curated record. Gene Ontology annotation, molecular function: protein binding.
GGCCCUGCACUGGAAGACUUCAGCCAUCUCCCUCCAGAACAAAGACGCAAGAAACUGCAGCAGAGAAUCGAUGAACUUAACCGAGAACUACAGAAGGAAACAGACCAAAAAGAUGCCCUCAUCAAGAUGAAGGAUGUUUAUGAAAAAAAUCCCCAGAUGGGUGAUCCAGGCAGUUUGCAACCAAAAUUAACCGAGACGAUGAGCAACAUGGACCGUCUUCGGAUGGAAAUACACAAGAAUGAGGCCUGGCUGUCUGAAGUUGAAGGGAAAGUAGCAGCCAGAAGCGACAGGCGGCACAGCAGUGAUAUCAACCACCUUGUGACACAGGGCAGAGAGAGCCCUGAAGGGAGUUACACGGAUGAUGCAAAUCAGGAAGUCCGAGGUCCGCCCCAGCAACAUGUGCAUCCUAACGAGUUUGAUGAUGAGUUUGAAGAUGACGAUCCAUUACCAGCCAUAGGACAUUGCAAGGCAAUAUAUGCUUUUGAUGGUCAUAAUGAAGGCACUCUAGCAAUGAAAGAAGGGGAAAUUCUGUACAUUAUUGAAGAGGACAAAGGAGAUGGGUGGACAAGAGCUCGAAGACAUAAUGGAGAGGAAGGCUAUGUGCCAACAUCAUAUAUAGAUGUAACACUAGAGAAAAACAGCAAAGGUUCCUGAAGCGGGUUUCUGAGAAAAUGGGCGAGAUCUUGAAGGAGGUUACAUGCAGCUGCUGGGGGGGUGGGUGGGGGUGGGGUACUAGACUGGGAGGCCCAAGGGGAAAAGCUAGUUGCAUGAAUGCAUGCAUACAUACAUUUAGUCACUAACAUCUUAGCAUCUCCAUGCAUAGGUAAGGAUGUAUUACAAAUUCUUCGAUUUGUGCAGGAAAAUAGAGUUCCAUUACCAGAGUAAAAAGGCUACUGCUCC